AUGCAUUUCGAACUGCAUCGAUCGUUGGCCAUUUUCCUCGGCUUUUUUUUAAAUAAAAGUUUGGUAAAGUCAGAUCCGCAGCAGUUAGAUCCCUGUACAAAUUUCUAUAAAGCCGCCUGCGGCAACUGGUCGACAAUUCAUGCCGGCGAUCCGUAUCAAAACUAUCUGGAUCAGUUGGACUACAAUUAUCACGAGAAGCUUGCUGCGUUGCUGGAAAUUGAAAAAAAAGACGAGGAUGAACCUGGAUUUCAGCAGCUGCUCAGAGACUAUUACACCUCCUGUCGGCAACCCUUGACCAAGGAUAUGGCUCUGAGGACCCUCGAAAGGCUGAUAUAUAUACCCAUUCUCGGCUAUGAGGAGCUGAUUGUGGGCCUGAUUGCCGCCUUUCGUUAUCAGCCUCUGGUGGAAAUCAAGAGCUCUUCCGAUAUGUUCCUUUUUUGGAUGCUGCUAAUAACCCGCGAAGACGAAUGGAAUGCCAACGAGACGAAUAGGGAGCUUAUGAGUCGCCAGGAUUUCGAUCUUCUGUGGGAGGACAUGCCAAAAAUGAGACAUAUUCAGUUGAAUAAGGAAUCGAUUUGGACCGAAGUGAGUGGCCUGGAAAGGCAAAUGCAAAGUUAUUGGGAUACGAAUGAUAAGAACGAUGUCCAGGCUCCCCCAACGUUUUGGAUGCUGCCCUGGCCGCAAGAACCCUACUACGCUUCUGUCAUAUAUCUGGCUAAUUUGCUGGCCCACACUUCUCACCGCGUAUUGCUUAUCUACAUUUAUCUGAGAUUGAAGAUGAUCCAGGGACCGAGGACUACUGACUCCUCCUGGCUCAUAAUGCAACGCGUGGAGUGUGCCGAGCAGUGCAGACAGUUUCUCACCCAUCCGGCCGUCUGGUUGAUCGAAAGGAAUCACCCCAGACUGAAGGAGGAAUCUGUGCUGCAGGGAAUUUUCAAUGAACUCAAGCAGCGCUUUGGACAGAAACUUCGAGCGAAUAGAAAUAAUUUCUCACGGCAAACACAGCAGUUUUUACUCUCUAAGCUGGAACGAAUGACACUCCGUUUGAGUGUGCUGCCGCGAAAGUGUUCAAAUGAGACUUUAGAGCGACGCAUCAAUCGGCACUACCGAGAUGUUCGUCUAAAUUCCUCGGAUUAUUUUGGCAAUCUCUGGACGGGCUUGAAACACUCGAGUGUGCAGAAGAGGCGCGUGAAUAGAUUGUUAUUGGUAACCCAUCUUCCCUCGAAACACAGUUUGCUCCCCGUUAUAGCGCAUCAGUUUGGCACCUAUGCCUCGCCCUUCUAUAUAGUCAAUCACAAUAUGCUUAUCGUACCUUUGUCCCUCCUAGGACCUCCACUCUAUAUACCCGAUCAGAAGCAAAUACUCACGUAUAGUUCUCUUGGAUUCAUCCUGGGUCACGAGCUAACCCAUGGUUUCGAUCCGGAGGCGGUGAUCUUCAACUCGCGUGGAACGAUCAGCUCUACGAUGAGUAGGCAACUCAAGAGGAAUCCGAGAUUCCAGCAGGAGUUGAGCUGCCUGAAUCAAAAGUUCGGCGGCAACAAAAGAGACGAGAAGUUCGCCGACUUGAAUGGCCUGGAAUUGGCCUAUUCAGCGUAUUUUGACACCGCCCAAACAGAUGGGCAAAGGGAUCGCAAUGGCAGUGGAUCGAUCGCCCAAAGGCAGCAGUUCUUUCUCAACUUUGCCCAGUUCUUCUGCUCCUCAUCGGAUCUUGGGGAGGACAGCAGGGAGCAUGGCAGCGAUAGACAAAGGGUCAAUGACGCGGUUCUCAAUUUCGAGCCUUUCCUAGAGGCUUUCGGCUGUCCCUCGUCGCAUAAUCCAAAAAAACAAUGUCGCUUGUUUUAAUGUCAUUUCAUUAAAUUAAAUAAAUAAAUAUUACUACUUCACUGUU
Drosophila takahashii is the source of this 1888-nucleotide messenger RNA. It is a transcript of the gene frma, whose product is annotated as fra mauro. Gene Ontology annotation, biological process: proteolysis. Gene Ontology annotation, molecular function: metalloendopeptidase activity. Lineage: Eukaryota; Metazoa; Arthropoda; Insecta; Diptera; Drosophilidae. Gene Ontology annotation, cellular component: plasma membrane. The record is from RefSeq and is a predicted model, not a curated record.